GUCGCUAUGGAAACGGCCCCCAACUCGGACCAAAAUGGCGGCUGGGGAGCCGUGUGAUGUGGGAGGCUACUACUUCAGAUUCCUGCCUCAGAAAACCUUCCAGUCUCUCAGCACCCGGGAGACCACCAACCGGCUCCGCCAGUGGUCCAUGCUGGGCAGAAUCAAGGCGCAGGCGUUCGGGUUUGACCAGACGUUUCAGGCUUAUCGGAAGGAUGAUUUCGUUAUGGCUUUUUUUAAAGAUCCAAAUGUUAUUCCCAAUUUGAAGUUACUUUCAGAUGCUUCUGGACAGUGGAUUACAUUGGGAACUGAAGUAAAAAAUAUUGAAGCUAUAAAUGUUCCUUGCACACAGCUUUCAAUGUCAUUUUUUAAUCGGUUAUAUGAUGAAGAUAUUGUACGAGACAAUGGACAUAUUGUUAAAUGUUUAGAUUCUUUUUGUGAUCCUUUCCUUAUUUCUGAUGAAUUACGAAAAGUUUUGCUAUUGGAAGACUCGGAAAAAUAUGAAGUAUUCAGCCAAUCGGAUAGAGAAGAGUUCCUAUUUUGUCUUUUCAAACAUCUUUGCCUUGGUGGAGCCCUUUGUCAGUAUGAAGAUGUGGUUAAUCCAUAUCUGGAAACAACAAAGCUUAUCUAUAAGGAUCUAGUGAGUGUUCGAAAGAAUCCUCAAACCAAGAAAAUACAAAUUACCUCCUCUGUCUUUAAAGUUACAGCAUAUGAUUCUGUUGGUGUGUGCUACCCUUCAACAAAGAGCCAUGAACAGACAUUUUCUUACUUCAUUGUAGAUCCUAUCAUGCGUCAUGUUCAUGUUUUAUACCACUGUUAUGGUGUGGGGGAAAUGUCUUAAUAUUUUUCAGAUUAUCUAUAUUUACUAUUUUUUAUUUACCAACUUUUUAUUUUAAUAUUGAUUUAUAGAUAAACAUUUACUUUGCAAGUUAAUUCAAGUAAAAUGUUAAGAACCUGCUUAGAGCAAAAGAAAACAAAUACCAAGAUGCCUUUCUUUAGAUUUGUCUGGAAUACUAACACAGGAACCAGAUUUCAUCCCUAGCAUAAUCUACACCAAUACAGUUAUGGAAUUUUUACAGAAAGUUACAAAGAACUAAAAAUCUAGUUCAUAUUUGCUGCAUUAAGAUUCGAAUGAGUAUUUUCCAUGUAUUUUAUCUUAGAAGCAAAUUAAUUCUGAAUUGAAAUUGUGACAGAAAACUAAACAUCUCUAACCACUGAUCAUUAAUAUGAAUUGUUAGCUUUUAAAUUUCAAGUUUCAUUUAAUUGUUUCUUCACUGCAUAAAGGUUUACAUCUCUGGAGCUGCGAAAAGCAUAACAAUUCCUCCCUCCAAUUCAUUUGUCCCACUUAAAAUCCUCAAUAAAAAAAUAAUGUUCUGAACAUAA
Hippopotamus amphibius kiboko is the source of this 1380-nucleotide messenger RNA. RefSeq names its product cilia and flagella associated protein 300 (gene CFAP300). NCBI's taxonomy places the organism in Eukaryota, Metazoa, Chordata, Mammalia, Artiodactyla, Hippopotamidae. Bases 35 to 838 code for a protein of 267 amino acids. The transcript is spliced from 7 exons. The record is from RefSeq and is a predicted model, not a curated record.